Molecule: messenger RNA, 420 nt
Organism: Sporothrix brasiliensis 5110
Lineage: Eukaryota; Fungi; Ascomycota; Sordariomycetes; Ophiostomatales; Ophiostomataceae
Exons: 1
Coding region: 1-420 (139 amino acids)
Source: RefSeq, a predicted model, not a curated record
AUGGCGGGUCGAUGCAAAAGUGAAAAGAAGCAGAAAUCAACGAUUUUCACCGCAAAAGCGAAUGGGUCGGAAGCGUCGGGCGCGGCGACGAGCAAGGGGCCGGUGGCAGUCGAGCAACGGCACACAGGGCAAGAAGACACAGAGUCGAAUCGAUGGACGCGGACAGCGAAGCAGACGGGAGUCGGCCCGCAGAUCUGGGCCAGGCGAAGCGACCGCGACGCGUUUCUGCUCUCCCCAGCUGUCGAGAUCAGCGCAUGCAGGGCGGGCGGCGCAACGCGGAAAAGAGAGAAAACGAAUCGAACACAACGAAUGGCGAGACGGCAAGGAACGGGCAAAGGCGUGUCGUCGAGGGCGAGACCGCGUGGUGGCAGCAGUGCGGUGGUCGACAGAAAACUCGUGAUGGCAACAAAGUGGAUGUAG